AUGAAGGCAUUCCUCAUCACGCAUCCGGACCAAGCCCGCGCACUCCUCGUCGCCCACCCGCAGUUCGCCUACGCCCUCUUCCAGGCCCUCCUGCUCAACAAAAUCGUCGAUCCCUCCGUCCUCCAGCGCAUGCUCCAGGCCGUCAUCGCCGGCGGCCCCGGCACGCCCGCCCCCGGCGCCAUAGGCGCACCCGCACAUUACCCCGGCCCGCCACCCACCGGCCCACCCGGCGGGAUGAACCGUCCGCCCGCGCCUCCCCAAGGACCGAACACCAUGUCGCCCUACGGCCAGCCGCCCCCGAUGCACGGCGGCCCUCCGCCGCCGGGCCCGCCGGGCAUGGGCGGGCCGCCGCCGCAGAACAUGUACGCACAGCCCCCGCCGACGAUGCCCCCGCCGUCGGCGUAUGGCGGGUACCGUCCGCCGCCGCCCACCGCGCCACAGGGCCCGCCGCAGGGCAUGCCUCCGCCCGCGCAGGCACAGCCGCCCCCGCCUGGGCCGGCGGCAGCGGGGGCGCCACCAGCUGGGCCUACGGCGGCGGCGAUGCAGAAUAUGCAGAAUAUGGGCAUGGACCCCGCCCAGAAGCAAAUGCUCAUGCAGGUGCUCAGCCUGACGCCCGAGCAGGUCAGCGCGCUACAGCCCUCGGAGCGCGACGCGAUUCAGGCACUGAGAAACCAGUUCAUGGGCGGUAUCCCUUCGUGA
This is a messenger RNA of Coniophora puteana RWD-64-598 SS2, 699 nucleotides long. RefSeq lists its product as uncharacterized. Gene Ontology annotation, cellular component: mRNA cleavage and polyadenylation specificity factor complex. Lineage: Eukaryota; Fungi; Basidiomycota; Agaricomycetes; Boletales; Coniophoraceae. The coding region runs from base 1 to 699 and encodes 232 amino acids. The transcript is spliced from 4 exons. Gene Ontology annotation, molecular function: mRNA binding. Gene Ontology annotation, biological process: mRNA 3'-end processing. The record is from RefSeq and is a predicted model, not a curated record.